AUGGUGAACACGGGCAUGCAGCUGAUCAGCUUCACCUGCGCCGUGACCGGCUGGAUCAUGGCCAUCGCCGUGACGACGCUGCCCCAGUGGAAGGUGUCGGCCUUCAUCGCCAGCAACAUCCUCACCUCCGAGGUGAAGUGGGAGGGCAUCUGGAUGAACUGCGUGUACCAGACCACGGGCCACAUGCAGUGCAAGACCUACGACUCCAUGCUGGCGCUGCCGCCCGACAUCCAGGCGGCGCGGGCCCUCAUGUGCGUGGCCAUCUUCAUGGGCUGGCUCUCCUGCACCGUGUCCUGCUGCGGCAUGAAGUGCACCACGUGCGCCGGCGACGACCGCCGCGCCAAGGCCGGCAUCGCCCUCUCCGGCGGCGUGCUGUUCAUCGUCACGGGCCUGUGCGUGCUGGUGCCCGUGUCCUGGAUCGCCAACACGGUGAUCCAGGACUUCUACAACCCGGCGGUGCCCACCAUGCACAAGCGGGAGCUGGGCCAGGCCAUCUACCUGGGCUGGGCCUCCGCCGUGCUGCUGAUGAUCAGCGGCGCCGUGCUGAGCUUCACGUGUCCGCACGCGGAGGAGAGCGUGGGCUACCGCCGCGGCGGCUACAUGGGGCGGAGCUUCGCCAACACGCCCGCCAUGGCGCCGGACCCCCCGAAGCCCAUCGUCAACAACUACAGCCUGCCGAUGAAGGAGUACGUUUAG
This is a messenger RNA of Gadus chalcogrammus (walleye pollock), 696 nucleotides long. RefSeq names its product claudin 35 (gene cldn35). Gene Ontology annotation, molecular function: structural molecule activity. The record is from RefSeq and is a predicted model, not a curated record. Bases 1 to 696 code for a protein of 231 amino acids. NCBI's taxonomy places the organism in Eukaryota, Metazoa, Chordata, Actinopteri, Gadiformes, Gadidae. The transcript has a single exon. Gene Ontology annotation, cellular component: bicellular tight junction; plasma membrane. Gene Ontology annotation, biological process: cell adhesion; bicellular tight junction assembly.